This is a messenger RNA of Parasteatoda tepidariorum (common house spider), 1318 nucleotides long. RefSeq lists its product as uncharacterized. The record is from RefSeq and is a predicted model, not a curated record. Lineage: Eukaryota; Metazoa; Arthropoda; Arachnida; Araneae; Theridiidae. Gene Ontology annotation, molecular function: zinc ion binding; nucleic acid binding.
AGAGUGAGAGCAAAAGGCAAAGAAAAAACUGAAAUUUUAACAGGAUUUAAUUGAUUGAAAAUUACAUUCAAGUACGAUUGAUAUGGAGACAAACGGCGAAACAUCGUCUAAAGAAAAUGGCGCCUUAAAUACAAAAAGAGGUUCGGUUCCCGACUCAACGAUUGGAAGUGUCUUAGAAACUGAAGUUUUAACCUCGGAUUCAGAGAGCAGUGACUUUGAUCGGGAAUAUACAUGCGAUGUUUGCGAUAAAAACUUUUCUGGUCUCAAGUCACUUAAGCAGCAUGAAAAAAGUGGGAAACAUUUGAAAGCGUUGCGGAAGGAAAAGCUAAAGAAAGACCUAGAGGAGGAUGAGAAUGAGGAUUCAGCCGAUGAAGAUUUCAGCUUAGAUCGGAACCAGAUCUACAAGGAAUGUGAAAUUUGCAGCAAAGAAUUUAACGGACCGGAGUCUUACCGCCUUCACAUACGAAGUAAGCGUCACAAACGAAAAGUGGCAAGCAGCAAGAUAUUGGAAAAGACAAAAGAGGGUGGGAAAGUUAAUGUAGACAAGCUUAAACAGAUUAUAAAAAUGAACUCAAGCGCCCAAGCAGCAAGUGAUGAAUCUGAUUCAUCAGAAGCUGAUGAUGAUACUACUGCAGAUAUUAUUGAAUGCGAAGACUGCGACAAAGUAUUCAGCGGCUUAGAACCAUUUCGGGAUCACAUGUCCAGCAAAACACACAAAAAGACAGUCAAGCAGAGGAAGAUGAUACAGAAGUUGGCUUCUUUCGAUCCUGAAAACGCAAUAGAAAUCGUAGAUGGGGAUUUAAGAUGCAAACUUUGUCGUACGAGCUUUACUGGACCAGAAAAUGCCUUAGCUCACUUAAAAAGCAAAGGUCAUUCAGAAUGGUUAGAAUUUAAAAGAUGGAAAAAAGAACGAAAGAAUUCGGAGAGGCAAGAAUCCGAAUUAGUCCCUGAAGCCAGUUCUUCGGCAAAACCAACUGGGAACAGUUCCUCGGGGAGUAGUAAGAAGACGUUUGAAAUUACUGACGGUAAUGAAACAACAGAACUCGAAACAGCUAAAGGAAACGAAGAAAAUAAAAACUUAGCUGCAGAAGCACGAAUAUCUUACAAAAAAUAUAAGGAAAGUAGUAUUUAAUAAGUCAGAAUCAAUCGAAUAAUGCAAACAAUGCAUUCAGUUGUGUAAUAACAAAUAGCAUAGGGAAGAUGGGUGCUUUCACAUACGAACUGUAUCUUUGUAAUAUUAACUCAAAUUCAUUUUCUCAAGGUAUGCUAUUGUUUUUGUUUUUUUACAUCAACAGUUUUAUUAAAAGAACAUAAAAUG